AUGCUACAGCGAGUUAUCACUGCCAGGCUGCAGGCAGUGCUCAGGACACGCCGCGCGAGCAGCGGCUUCCGCCCCGUAAUAGGAAUAGAGUGCCACGUCCAGCUCAACACCCCAACCAAGGCCUUCUGCCGCUGCGCGCCGUCGACGACGGCGCCCCCGAACACGCGCGUCUGCGGCGUUUGUCUAGGCGAGCCGGGGUCCCUGCCCGUGGCGUCCACAGACGCACCUCUACUUGGAUUAAAGGCAGCAGUGGCCUUGGACUGCGACGAACUAGCAGAAACGCUCGAGUGGGACCGCAAAAAUUAUCAAUAUCCGGACCUCCCGAAGGGCUACCAGAUCACGCAGGCGAGGACGCCGCUCGCGCGAUCCGGUAAAGUCCAGAUUGACGAUCGAACCAUCCGCAUCACUUCCCUACACUUGGAGGAGGACAGCGCCAAGACUACCGAUGUUUUGGAUCACAACCGGGCUGGAAUAGCUCUGGCUGAAAUCGUGACGGAGCCCGAUUUGAGGAGUGGGACGGAGGCCGCGGCCUUUGUGCGCGAGCUCCAGCAGGUCGUCAAGAGGUGCGGCGCGUCUCGAGCUCGCCUGGAGCACGGCGAGCUGCGGGUCGAUGUCAAUGUGUCAGUAACGCAAGAAGGUGAAGUGAGGGAACGCGUCGAGCUCAAGAAUUUGAACUCGUUGCGAGCCGUGCGUUUAGCUUGUGAUUUUGAGCUACGGAGGCAAGCUUUAUUGUAUGAAAGUGGUGAUACUGUUCAGCGGGAGACACUGGGAUGGAAUGGGUCCGAGACGUAUGUUAUGAGAGACAAGGGCGGCGCGGCCGAGUACCGCUUCUCGCCGGAGCCGGACCUGCCGCCUCUUCCAUUAACAGAGGCGCUCGCGCAGUUGGAUCGCGUUCAAAUAGAAGAGACGACGCCGCGCGCGGCUCGACGACGGUGCGUCGCGGCCGGGCUCGAUAGCGAAACCGCGAGUCUUUUGGUAGACCGCGACCUCGACGCGUUCUUGCUGGAGGCUGUUGAUAGCGGCGCCGACGCAAUGACAAGUGCCCGGUGGCUGCUCGGCGAGGUCGCCGCUUUGAGUACGGAGCUGCCUUCGUCAUUCACGCCGCGGGACCUGGCCGAUCUCGUGGGCGCCGUCGCGGCGGGGACAUUGUCAAGACGGUCGGCGAAGGAGCUCCUGCCCGUGUUGUUUCAAGAACAUCUUGGCGUCGCCGCGGAGAUUGAGAAACGGGGCCUGGCGCGCGUCGACGACGCCGAUUUUAUGAGUGGCAUCGUGGCCGAGAUUAUUGAUGAGAGUCCGGACGAAGUCGCGCUGUUCCGGGCCGGCAAGACGAAGCUGCGCAAGGUGUUGAUGGGGAGGUGCAUGAAGCGGGCCCGGGGCCGCGCGGACCCGAAGAAGCUUGGGGAGGCGCUCGACGAGGCGCUUCUCUAG
Messenger RNA from Pelagomonas calceolata, 1428 nucleotides. The record is from the annotation of a GenBank genome assembly. NCBI's taxonomy places the organism in Eukaryota, Pelagophyceae, Pelagomonadales, Pelagomonadaceae.